UGUUUUCCUCCGCCACCAUUAACCCGACCGCCGACUGAGUCGACUCGCUCCGCCGUCCGUCAACUUGCAAUCUGACUCAACAAUGAGCUGCUCAUCAUCUUUGAUUCUUCCUUCCAUUUCUUCGAAUGGAUUUCGAAGAUUUUGUCCUAUGAAAUUGGAUAAGUCUAGGGUUUUUAUGAGCAGCAUUUCCGUUGGAUCUCGAAUUGCCGCCGUUGAUGAUGCUCUCUUCGCUGAUUAUAAGCCUACCAAUGCUUUUCUCUUCCCUGGCCAGGGGGCACAAGCUGUUGGAAUGGGUGCAGAGGCUCAGAAGGUGCCUGCUGCAGCUGAAUUAUACAAGAGAGCAAAUGAAAUCAUGGGGUUUGACCUUUUGGAUAUUUGUAUUAAUGGUCCAAAAGAGAAGUUAGACUCCACUGUUCUAAGCCAGCCAGCUAUCUAUGUCACUAGCUUAGCUGCGGUAGAGAUACUCUGUGCUCGUGAGGGGGGUCAGCAAAUAAUUGAUUCGGUUGACGUCACAUGUGGUCUGAGCUUGGGUGAAUACACUGCUCUGGCAUUUACAGGAGCUUUCAGUUUUGAGGAUGGGCUUAAGCUGGUUAAGCUUAGAGGAGAAGCUAUGCAGGAUGCUGCUGAUGCUGCAAAAAGUGCAAUGGUUAGUAUAAUUGGACUGGAUUCUGACAAGGUUCAGAAACUGUGUGAUGCAGCUAAUGAAGAAGUUGAUGAAGCCGACAAAGUUCAGAUUGCAAAUUUCUUAUGCCCCGGAAAUUAUGCAGUCUCUGGAGGUGUUAAAGGAAUUGAAGCAGUAGAAGCAAAAGCAAAAUCGUUCAAAGCACGAAUGACGGUACGUCUAGCUGUUGCCGGAGCUUUUCACACAAGUUUUAUGAAUCCAGCUGUCUCAAGAUUAGAAGCUGCUUUGGGUGCAACAGAGAUCAGAACUCCCAGAAUACCAGUAAUAUCAAAUGUUGACGCGCAACCACAUGCAGAUCCAGAUACAAUUAAGAAAAUAUUAGCUAGCCAGGUGACUUCACCAGUUCAAUGGGAGACCACAAUGAAAACUCUCCUAACAAAAGGGCUAAAGAAAAGCUAUGAAUUAGGACCUGGAAAGGUUAUUGCCGGUAUUGUCAAGAGGAUGGACAGAGGUGCCGAAAUUGAGAACAUUGGCGCUUAAGCUUUGUAUUGAGAGACAUCAUCGGUGGUUAUUCUUUGAGUGAGUUUGAGCUUGAGUUUUUGAAUGUUAACGUCAUUAUGAUCUUUGUUUAAGUAGCAUACUGAACUCGGAUUAAAAUAUAACUUUCUGAAUCUCAGUAGAUAUUAAUGUGAUGAAACCAUACACACUAUCAGUUCUUAUGUGGUUUGGUUUCUGAUAGUUUCACUUUCACUAAAUGUGAAAACUGGGCAGAGAAAUAAGCUCAGCAGACCA
Solanum verrucosum is the source of this 1414-nucleotide messenger RNA. RefSeq lists its product as uncharacterized. Bases 83 to 1162 code for a protein of 359 amino acids. The transcript is spliced from 10 exons. The record is from RefSeq and is a predicted model, not a curated record. NCBI's taxonomy places the organism in Eukaryota, Viridiplantae, Streptophyta, Magnoliopsida, Solanales, Solanaceae. Gene Ontology annotation, molecular function: [acyl-carrier-protein] S-malonyltransferase activity.